Menidia menidia (Atlantic silverside) is the source of this 2390-nucleotide messenger RNA. NCBI's taxonomy places the organism in Eukaryota, Metazoa, Chordata, Actinopteri, Atheriniformes, Atherinopsidae. The record is from the annotation of a GenBank genome assembly.
GGGCACCGUGGGCUCCGGAACGUGAGGAGCAUUUCCCGCCUCAGCAGCAGCCGCAGCCAGGCUGCCCCAGACUCUCCCUCCACGGGUUUGGUUCAGUCGAAAAAACAAAAAGAAUUCGAAACAAUAUGCGUUUUAAGAAAGCAAGCGGUCGCGUGGAGCUGGCGGAGGGCACCAGAAACCCCGCUUUUCGGGACGCGGACGGCGACGAACCGGCGGCGGAGCACUCCGCCGGGAGGGAGGACCACUCCGCCCGGACGGAGGACCCCUCCGCCGGGAGGGAGGACGGCGUCGCCGCCGUGGUGGAGCCGGAGGCGGCGGUGGCGGUGGUGGGGGACGAGUACUCGCAGGUGAGGCCGUACGCGGGGAUGCCCAAAGAGGUGCUGCUGCGGUACUCCUCCCAGGCCCGGUACCGGGUGCCCAGGGAGAUCCUGUUCUGGCUGACGGUGUGCUGCACCCUGGCGCUGGUGGCCGUCACCGUCACGGUCGUCGCCGUGUCCCCGAGGUGCCUGAGCUGGUGGCAGGCGUCCCCCGUGUACCAGGUCUACCCCCGCUCCUUCAAGGACUCCGACGGGGACGGGAUCGGGGACCUCAAAGGAAUCGUAGAGAAGCUGGAUCACUUCCUGUACCUGAACAUCAAGUCGGUGUGGAUCAGUCCCUUCUACCGGUCUCCCAUGAGGGACUUCGGCUACGAUGUAGAGGAUUUCCGAGACAUCGACCCCAUCUUCGGAACCAUGGCGGACUUUGAAAAUCUGCUGGCUGAAAUGCACCAGAGGGGUUUGAAGCUGAUCAUGGACUUCAUUCCCAACCACACCAGCGACCGCCACCGCUGGUUCAACCUGAGCCGGACUAGAGACCCUCACUACGAGGACUACUACGUGUGGGCCGACUGCAACUCAACCUCACCGAAGCCCAAUAACUGGGUCCGUACCGUCAGUGUGUUUGGAAACUCGUCAUGGACCUAUGAUGAAGUGAGAGGACAAUGCUACCUGCACCAGUUCCUCAAGGAGCAGCCCGACCUGAACUUCAGGAACCCAGAUGUCCGCCAGGAGAUCAUCGAUCUUAUUCGUUUCUGGCUGGACAAGGGAGUGGAUGGCUUCCGGAUGGAUGCGGUGAAGCACAUACUGGAAGCUGAACACCUCAGGGACGAACCACAAGUGUAUCCAGAUAGACCGCCGGAGUCUGUAACCACGGAGUGGGACCUCCACCACGACUACACCUACACCCAGCUGGGGCUGCACGACCUGCUGAGGGAGUUCAGGGCAGAGAUGGACGCCUACAGCCGGGAGCCUGGCCGCUACAGGUACCGGGGGCCGCGCGGACGUGUCGCCAUGUGGCCGGCGGGCGUCCCAAACGGGCGGAAGCUCGGCGUUCGAAACAUUAUGGUGUGUGUGUGGCUCGGCAGGUUCAUGGUGACGGAGUCGUACGACUACCACGAGGUGGAGAAGACCAUGAUGUACUACGGAACCCGGCUGAUCAAAGAGAGCGAUUUCCCCUUCAACUUCUACCUGCUGGAUCUGCCUCACAACAAAAGCGGGGCGUGGGCCAAACAUCUGGUCGACCUCUGGAUGGCCAACAUGCCGUUGGGGAAGUGGCCCAACUGGGUGGUUGGGAACCAUGACAGGUCUAGAAUUGCCUCCAGCGCGGGUCCGACCUACGUGCGCGCCAUCAACAUGAUGCUGCUGACCCUGCCUGGCACGCCCACCACCUAUUACGGCGAAGAGAUCGGCAUGGAGAACAUCAAUGUCACGGAGAGCCAGAUCCAGGACCCGGCUGGCAAAUACAACGCGAGCGCCAGUCGGGACCCCGAGCGUUCGCCCAUGCAGUGGAACGAUGACAUGAACGCCGGCUUCAACAACAAGACAAACGUCACCUGGUUACCCGUGCACCCAGACUACGAGAGCGUCAAUGUGGAGGUCCAGAAGGCGGACGGAGGCUCGGUGCUGAGUCAGUACCGCUCCCUGAGCAGCCUGCGUCAGACGGCCCUGCCCUUUCUGCGGGGAUGGUUCUGCUACGUCCACGCCGACGCCAACGUCUUCUCCUACGUCCGGGAGCUGGACGGACACAGAGCGGCGUACCUCAUCCUGCUGAACUUCGGCACGCAGUCCGCCGCCACGGACCUCUCCUCAGUUCAGGAGCUGCCCGACCAGCUGGAGGUGGUGGCGGCCACAAACCCGGUCAGGGACGGGAACACCGUUCAGAAGUCCAGCAUCUUGACGGAGGCCGGAGAGGGUUUGGUGAUGCAGUAUUCCACCUACACCCGCUUCCAUCCGAAGCACCCGGCAGAGUGCUUCGUCUCUGAGAAGGCCUGCUUGUUGGAGACCAUUGGUAUACUUUAUAAAUGCUGAUUUAUUCCAUUUUGUGGUUAAAAAAUUAAAUCACUGAGAUUGCAC